Molecule: messenger RNA, 352 nt
Organism: Caenorhabditis angaria
Lineage: Eukaryota; Metazoa; Nematoda; Chromadorea; Rhabditida; Rhabditidae
Source: the annotation of a GenBank genome assembly
AUGGUGAGUUUUUUUUUCAAAAAAUAUUACUCGAAUGAAAAUUUCAUAUUCUAUUUUCCAGUCUCAAUUUCAUCUCAUUUUCAUUGGUCUCGUUUUGAUACAUUCAACUUUCGGAUGUUUGCCAGGACUCGGAGGAGGUUUAGGUGGUGGUUGUGGGACAGCUCCAGCUUCGCCCUGUGCAGCUCCGCCAAUGCCUCCACCUCCUCCACAAGCACCAUGUGGAAUUGGAUGUGGCGCUGCGCCAUAUCCAGCUGCAGUUCCAUAUCUCGCUGCUCCCCCUCCACCACCACCAGCUGCUCCACCAGCUCAAGUUGUUACUGGAGUCAGUUAUGCAGUCCCACAUGGCAAAUAA